CGGACCCACACGGACACCACCGAGCACUGCCGGUCCCCCAUCUUGGGAGGCACCCCCCCAAGGAGCGAGAUGUCUAUGAACAGCACCGCCCUGUCCCUGGACAGCAUCGCCUACAUCACCGUGGAGAUCUUCAUCGGGCUCUGCGCCAUUGUGGGCAACGUGCUGGUCAUCUGGGUGAUCAAGCUGAACCCCAGCCUGCAGACCACCACCUUCUACUUCAUUGUCUCCCUGGCCCUGGCUGACAUCGCUGUCGGGGUGCUGGUCAUGCCGUUGGCCGUCGUCAUCAGCCUGGGCAUCAGGAUACACUUUUAUAACUGCCUCCUCAUGACCUGCCUGCUGCUGAUCUUCACCCACGCCUCCAUCAUGUCCUUGCUAGCCAUCGCGGUGGACAGAUACCUGCGGGUCAAGCUCACCAUCAGAUCCAGGAUUCCUGCGACCCCUGGGAACAUCUUGCCAUUCCAGUCGAAGACUCACUUCCUUCCAGUCAUGGGGUCCUUGAUUCUGCUUUCCCUGACUCUCCUUUCAGAUGCCAUGGUCAUGGAUGAAAAGGUCAAAGAAAACUUUGUGCUGGACACAGUUUCGGCCGUCUGCAGCUAUGACGUCUACUAUAAGGAUCACCCCAAAUACUGGUGCCGGGGCUACUUCCGGGACUACUGCAACAUCAUCGCCCUCACACCCAACAGCACGGACCGCGUGGCCCUGAGGGACACGGGGAGCCAGCUCAUCGUCACCGUGUCCUGCCUGACCAAGGAGGACGCGGGCUGGUACUGGUGCGGCAUCCAGAGGGACUUCGCCCGGGAUGACAUGGACUUCACAGAGCUGGUGGUGACUGACAACACAGGUUUUUGGUCCAGGAAAAUCUCCCCAGCCCUCACCAGAGAUUUUUGGAUGGGGAAAGAUCUAUCAGGCAAUAAGACCAGAAGCUGCAGGACUUCCAAGAUUGUCCACAAGGCAGAUCGCUCCAGGUGGUCCAUUCUCAUCAUCUGCAUCCUGAUCACGGCUCUGGGGGUCAUCUCUAUAAUCAGUCAUUUGUUCAAAAGGAGGAGAAGUCAAAGGAAUAGAAGAGGUGCAGGCCCCGCCAGGAGCCAGAAAGCCAGCCAAGCCUCCACCGAGAGCCCCAUACUUCUGCAGCUCCGGGAACUGUGGAGACGGGGGUGUGAGAUGAAGCAGCAUGUUCUCCAGAUGUGCCCAAGACCACGCCCCGAGGGACACAGCUGUCAUCUGGGUUUUUGCAGAAACCACUCUCCCUUCUUUCAGGCGUGGUCUUGGGCAAAUUCUCUGCCCCUGUUUUCUGUUUUACACAUUGAAGACCCCUGGGAUUGUCCUGGGAUAUUUUACCCAUAUAUUCAAGACUCUUUGAAGCCCCUCGCCUGUGUCCUGACGAAGGAAAUGGCUCAUUCUGAACAGAUGUGACCGAAUAUUUUUUAAUUUAGUUCAUAAAUAAAGCGUUACUCUAACAGAAUCACUGAGCCCACCGGCCCACAUCCUGGGGAUGAUUCUGAUCUCUCAGGCAUUCUGAAGGACCCUCUAACCUCGCCAACUAGCCCUGGCAGAUGGGUAAGAACAGAGGUAACCAGUGGAGCUCUGCCAGUCCACACCUGGGCAAGGAUCUGCCGGGUGACAACUCGAGAUCUUAGUCCUCCUGUAGUCAGCUGGUCAGAAGUGAUGGGGGGUGGGGGGAGCCUUGGUCAGAGGGCUGGGAGAGCACUUGUAUUUUACUCAUUAAUCAAUAAACUCCUGAGCAGUGUUGCGUGAGU
This is a messenger RNA of Talpa occidentalis (Iberian mole), 1757 nucleotides long. RefSeq lists its product as uncharacterized. Gene Ontology annotation, molecular function: G protein-coupled receptor activity. Lineage: Eukaryota; Metazoa; Chordata; Mammalia; Eulipotyphla; Talpidae. Gene Ontology annotation, biological process: G protein-coupled receptor signaling pathway. Gene Ontology annotation, cellular component: plasma membrane. The record is from RefSeq and is a predicted model, not a curated record.